Paecilomyces variotii is the source of this 837-nucleotide messenger RNA. Its product is annotated as GPI anchored serine-threonine rich protein. NCBI's taxonomy places the organism in Eukaryota, Fungi, Ascomycota, Eurotiomycetes, Eurotiales, Thermoascaceae. The record is from RefSeq and is a predicted model, not a curated record. Bases 1 to 837 code for a protein of 278 amino acids. The transcript has a single exon.
AUGCGCUUCUUUGCCAUUUCUAUCCUGUCUGCCCUCGCGGCCACUGUUUCUGCUGCCACCACCCCCGACUAUUCCCAGGGACCCUCUGGCAACCCUAUCGCUCUUCCCGGUCUGAACGACCAGGUCCCCGUGGGUCAGCCCUACCAGAUCAAAUGGCAGCCAACGACUCCCGGUGAUGUGUCCAUCUGGCUGCUGCGCGGCCCCAGCAGCAACGUUCAGCCCAUUGCUACCCUUGCCAGCAACAUCCCUAACAGCGGCGAGUUCACCUGGACCCCAAGCACUUCGCUCCAGGAUGAUGUCACCCACUACGGUCUGAUCAUCAUCGUCGAGGGCACCGGCCAGUACCAGUACUCGACCCAGUUUGGCAUCAAGAACGACGCUGUCGCCGCAGGCACCACCUCCGCUGCGGUUGCGCCCACCUCUGCUGCCGCUGUCAAGACCACUGCUGCUCCUGUCACUUCCUCUUCCUCGUCCGUUGCUGUCGCCGUUGAGUCCACCACUGCUUCUUCCACUGAGACCACCGAGGCCACUGUAAAGACCGCUAUCAAGUCCAUCACCACCUCCAGCGCUCCCGCUGAGACGACCCAGACGACCGCCGCUACCCCGGCCAUCCCUCCCUCCAACUCAGCGGCGGCUAGCCCCUCUACCGUUACCCAGGCCGCCAGCUCCUCCACGCCCGUGACGCCCACCACUUUCUCCAGCAGCAGCAUUACCACCCCUACCAACCGCCAGUCCUCCUCCCCGACUCCCACCUACACCGGUGGAGCGGACCGCAAGACUGCCGGCUUUGGCGCCAUCGCUGUCGCCGCUGGUCUGAUGGCCGUUUUCGCCUUCUAA